Molecule: messenger RNA, 2777 nt
Organism: Achroia grisella
Lineage: Eukaryota; Metazoa; Arthropoda; Insecta; Lepidoptera; Pyralidae
Gene: Gasp
Product: protein obstructor-E
Exons: 5
Coding region: 73-861 (262 amino acids)
Cellular component (GO): extracellular region
Molecular function (GO): chitin binding
Source: RefSeq, a predicted model, not a curated record
UUCACCCGCCCGCAGUCUGUGCUCAAACGUAACAGUGUCCACUUCUCCUGUGCAAGGACUUAUAGUUCAAACAUGAAUUCACGGUGUUUAGUAGUGUUCGCAGCCGCCCUCGUCGUGGCGGCCGCCCAAGAAAGCUUCAAAUGUCCAGAUGAUUUCGGCUUCUACCCCCAUCACAUUUCUUGUGACAAAUACUGGAAAUGCGACAAUGGUGUCGCGGAAUUGAAGACUUGCGGAAACGGUUUAGCAUUUGAUGCCACAGACUCAAAAUACUUGACAGAAAACUGCGAUUAUCUGCACAACGUCGAAUGUGGCGAAAGAACGCAACUUGAGCCUCCAAUUUCAACUCCUCACUGCGAAAGGUUAUACGGUAUCUUCGCUGACGCUACAAAGUGUGACGUAUUCUGGAACUGCUGGAAUGGUGAAGCCUCCCGCUACCAGUGCAGUCCUGGACUUGCCUACGACAGGGAAUCUCGUGUGUGCAUGUGGGCUGACCAGGUCCCAGAGUGCAAAAACGAGGAAGUAGCGAACGGUUUCUCUUGCCCUGCGCCUGGUGAAGUCUCCAAUGCCGGCUCCUUCAGUCGCCACGCCCACCCUGAGGACUGCAGAAAGUACUACAUCUGCCUUGAAGGCGUUGCCCGCGAGUACGGUUGCCCCAUCGGAACCGUCUUCAAGAUCGGCGACUCUGACGGUACUGGUAACUGCGAAGACCCCGAGGAGGUCCCUGGAUGCGAGGACUACUACGGUGAUUUGGAUCUGAAGGCGAUCCGCAAGAGCGAGCUCCUGGCUGGACUCCAGCAAGAUGGCCAGACCCGCGUUACCCAGCCCAAGCAGCUCAAACCUCGCCCCCAAAAGGAGAACUAAAACUCUUUUCCCCACCUUAAUCAUAUAAUACUCACAUCUUGAAUUAUAAACCAAACAUGCUCGCGCGCCACCAGCAAAACCACUGAAAUUAUACGGGCUAUACAAAUAAAUAAAUUGGAUGGAAUUUGCUUGUGGCUCGCGAAUAUUUUGUUCCAGGUUCAAAUUUAAAAUUCGAAUUUAGUGAGGGUAUUUGUAUUCGUUUCUAGUUGCCAAAUACUUUUACGAUGUAGCUUAUAUUAAUGCAGUUUCACGAAGCCGGUUAGGAAAUUAGAUAAAAUCAUACAGCGAUAGAAAUAUUUAUUUUUAUAUUGUAUAUUAGUUUUGAUAGUGUAUAUCGUAGAGAUAUCAAAACCGGUAGUAAGUUUGCCCGUCAUGAGUACACAAUUUUAUGUAUGUAAAGAUUAAGAUCAGGUUUGCAUUUAGAAGUAGUUCUGUAUAAAACAGAGAGCAAUCACAUUUCCAUCAUCCCUUCGUUAAUUCAACACCAUGACCUUGUAAAUAUUUUUUGUACUGAAUUGUCUCGCUGCGACUGAGUGUUGUUGUUUGAUAGAAACUGUAAUACUUAAGUUUAUUCUUAGUGAUAAUAUUAAUAAAAAAAUAUAAAAUAUUAUAUUGUUGUAUUUAUUCUGUAUGUAGUAUUGCACUAUUGCACAAUCUGUCUAACAAUUACUUUCACACCCACUCUGUUUCCAUUUUGAUUGCAUUCACUUUCUAUUAACAUUUAAUAUCGUCUUGGUUCCUUUAGAUAAUGUCUUUGUCUGGAGACUACUAUAUUACCUGAUAAUAUCUGUACCUAACAAUAUAUAUGUCUAUUGUGACAUCUUUUGGGUAUCUACAGGUAUGUUCUUUUAAUUUUCCUUAACUAAAACCUUGUACACAUAACAAUAUCAAGUAACUGGUUAGUAAAUGUGGUUUUUAAACAUAAAAAAAGAUUUUUUCUAUUCUAUUUUUAAAUUGUAAAGUAUUUUUUGUCUUUUACUAGCUUACUCGGUAUUUGAACUAUUAUCAUGAUUUGCAGCGAGGAUUACUAUGGCGACGUCGACCUGAAAGCCUUGAAGAAGUUGGGAUUCUGAAUGACAAGGAGCGGCUCCAAGGGCAGACUGAAAUUCAAUCUUUAUGACUUGAUAUGAAUAUGCCUCUUCAGAUACAAUUUUAGUUAUACAUAAAAACAUACAUUACCAACAUACAAUAACGUGGGUCAUCAUACAGAGUAAUUAUUUUGGUAAAUAAUUAUUACAGGAUUUUAAACCACAUGAUUUGGGUAGUAACAGUUUUGUACACAAAAGUGUCUACUGUGCAAGGUCUAUUGUAUAUGGUUUUGUUAAAAUUAUCGUGAACUUAAUACUAAUUACUUAUAUACUAGAAUGGAUUUGAAAUUGAGGUUCAUUCUGUCUGAAGAGGCGCUCGGCACCAUAUUUAUUGCCUAGACUUUUAGCGUUGAAAGUCUGCGACAGUUUUUUUAACUUAUUUCAGUCAAAAAGCAUAUUCUUUAAAUUUUAUGGCCAAUAACAAUAAUUUGAUUAUAAAUAAAAAAAUAUAGGCACAUUUAUAUACAGAAUUCAACAGCAAUGGAACUGUUAUAGGUAUUUUCUUUCGACUAUUUUGAAAGAAGGCUGCUGCAGAAAAAGAGAAGAUAAACUGAUAUUGUUGAAAUCAUAAUGUGCUAUAUUAUCAUCUAUAGUAGGUAGUUAUUUGCAUAUUUAUUUUCUACUGAGUUAGGAAUUUUUCUUUCGAAAUUAUUAUAUGUCGAGCUACUGUUGCCAAAAAGAGCUUUCAGAGAUUACCUUGACAUGGUGCCAACAUUUAUAUGUCGGUGCUAUGUCGAAAUUAAUGUUGAUUUAGUCAUAAAUGUAAAAUUUAAGUUAAGAUAGUACAUUAAUACGGUUUUAUGUAAAUAAAAUUACUUUUGUAUUCUU